This is a messenger RNA of Hylaeus anthracinus, 10386 nucleotides long. Its product is annotated as neural-cadherin-like. Lineage: Eukaryota; Metazoa; Arthropoda; Insecta; Hymenoptera; Colletidae. The record is from RefSeq and is a predicted model, not a curated record. Gene Ontology annotation, biological process: homophilic cell-cell adhesion. Bases 2300 to 7906 code for a protein of 1868 amino acids. The transcript has 26 exons. Gene Ontology annotation, cellular component: catenin complex; plasma membrane. Gene Ontology annotation, molecular function: calcium ion binding; cadherin binding.
AAGUUGGUCAGAAAAACACGCGGCGGGUUUUGUUGCGCUUUUAAGCUGCUUUCGUUUGCCGUUUCUUUUUUAUAACUCACGGUUUAACGGUACCCGAUGAAAAAUAAUAUCGCAAUUGUUUAUUAAAUCCGAUUGAAUUUUUGUGCGUCCGGGUACACAACGCGUUCAACGAUCGCCUCGUGUAAUAUCACUCGCAAAUGAACGCGGCGCAAUCAGAUUUCGCGAUGGAAAAUUCCGUUACCGUGCCUCGACAUUACUAUCUGCGACAGCUCGUAAGCAAUUUCUAUCGCGUGUUAAUUUAUUCCUCCAAAAGAAAUCGCGAUGUUCUUACGGAGUUUUAGUUGGCAAACUCGAUAUUAAAUCUCGCUCGGAAAAUCGAGCGAUCGACGCCGUUUUAAAUAGACCCAAAGUACCGAUCGAACUUCGUAUCAGAGUUACCCGUUUCAUUUGGAAAAUCCAUCUUUCGAGGACAGUUCAUCCGCCCUUUAAAGCGUCCCAGAAUUAGGGACACGUCGGUGCACGUUGGAGAAAGAGGAUUCACCUUUCUCAAGGGAUUUCCUUCAUAAAAUCGCAUUUGAAAUAGCCGGAACCGUUCGCAGUGGCUGCAAACAUUCUCGAGUCGACGUCAAACGGCAUUAAUCGUCGAAAAAUUAAUGCAAAGCUGGAUUUACUUUCGCUAAGCUGACCGGAGCGGUCUCAUUUAUGAAUGACCUUUUCGGGUACGCCUCUGGAAGCGGCCGCGAGCGUCGAGCGCUCGUUUGUGGAUUGGACGCCGUUUAUCAGAAUUCUGGACCGACGGUCGACGUCCGAGGACGCGGCGACGUCGGUUUCGGGGAGUGUUCCGUUUCCUUCUUCGACGCGAUCGGACGUUCCUUCGAAGCAGUGUUCCGUUGGUCGGUCCCGUUGACAAACGGCGCCAUUAAUUCCGGAGGCUUUUGAGCGCUCGACGAGCAGCCACCCAGGCUCUCCCUUGGACGUCUAACGGAUGACCAGCGUCGUACAGGCAACAAUAAUGAUCGGUGACCGCGUCCUGGCCAAUUCAUAAAACCAGCUUCGAGGCGUUCAAUCGGAAAGCAUUCUUCGCGAGAGCAUCGAAUUUCAUUCUUCGCUCGAGUCCUAAAGCUCCGCGAGGAACGUUCUGGAAAAUAUUUGUACCAAUCUUCCCUUUCUCGAAGAUUUUAAUCAAAUCGUACACCGGAUCGGAGGGAAUAUAUUUCAGGAGUGACUCAGUUGAAUAUAAAAUUUCAGAAAGGGCGACCGAAUUUCUUGAUUAACUUUUAAAGAAUCUAAAAUCGUUUAAUCGUACUCUCAAUUAUUCUUCUUAUGUUACAGUAAUUUCAAUUGAAUGAAGUUAGGCUUUCAUCAAGGAUCGCCGUCACCGAUUAUAAUUUUGAAGAGGUCCAGGAGCAGCGUCGAUAAAAUCCACGAAAUUUCGUCGAUUCUUGCGACGAAUAUCCAAUUCGUAAAUUCCUCUGAGGAUCUAAUUAGCUCCCUCGCCUCUGAAAAUCGUCCUCAGUCGACCGACAGUUCUCGUAGGAUCGCAAAACACGAUGAAACGAACGUUCCAUGGUAGAGCGCGAACACCUCGGCGCAUCGUGACAAGACACCUCUAAACGUAUCCGCUCGCUGGGGAUGGUAGCUGGGAAUGAUAGCUGGGAAUGAUAGCUGGGCCGCGGACAAUGGACGGUAGCUUUAGAAUUAGCAACGAGACUACUCGGAGAAUCGUAUUUCGUGGCCGUGGUGUGCUUAGGUUGUGGAUGUACCAAACACUUUUGACUCCGAUCACGUGCGGCCUAGACGCACUCUAGAAACGGAAAAGGCAGGCGACGACGGGAAAUGCGACGCGUUAGGCAAAAACACGUCGAAUCCCUCGGAUAGUUGUCGCGGUUCGACGAUUUUUUAGAGCCAGGGACGUUUCGGGGCAAAAAGAGAUACAAAUAAAAAACACAUGAAAAAAUAAAAAAAACGAAUAGCAGAAAAAAAAAGAACAGUAGCGCAAGAAACGAAUGGAUGGUACAGCCGACGAAUCGCAUGAUGGUAUCUUUCGUUUCGAGUACUGUACGCGUCCAGUCCUCUCUUCUUAGUCGGUAAUAUUGUCUAGUCUUGUAUUGUUUCGAUAUACAUAUGUCUACCCUAGGAGAUUUCCGUUCUCGUUUCUGUUUCCGUUUCCCGUUUCCGUUUGUUAAGUCGACUCCGUUGCGGAGCUGAUUGCGGACCCGGCACGAUUUUGUAACACGCGACUCUGGUGUGUGUCGACAGCUCGGGGAUCGACAAUAAUCCGACGGUGUAUUACAAGCUAAUGCCCGGCUCCACGGCACAGACCAACAAGCUUCACACGUUUUACAUACAGCAACGGGGCGAUCGAGAUGAGACCUGGGCGGACAUCAAGGUCAACAAUCAGCUGGAUUACGAAACCAUGAAGGAGUACAAUCUGACCAUACGUGUCGAGAACAAUGGCGCCCAACAACUCGCAUCUGAAGCGACCGUCCACAUUAUCCUGGAGGACGUAAACGACGAAAUACCUUUGUUCACCGAACGUGAGCAAGAAACUGUACUCGAGGGCGAACCAGUCGGCAGUAAGGUUACUCAAGUCAACGCUAUCGAUAAGGACGGCACUUUCCCGAACAAUAAGGUGUCCUAUUACAUCGUGGACAGUGUCAGGAACGAGGGAAAGGACUACUUUGAGAUCGACAAGGACACAGGCGAGAUCUCCACAAAAGUGAUUUUCGAUCGCGAGAACCAAGGAGCAUACGCACUGGAAGUGGAGGCCAGGGACGGAGCACCAUCUGCGCGGCCCAACAGCAAGGGACAACCGAAUUCAGUAACGAAAUUCAUCCGUAUUGGAAUAGCUGACAAGAACGACAAUCCGCCUUACUUCGACAAAAACCUCUACGAGGCUGAGGUAGACGAAAAUGAGGACAUUCAGCACACGGUCCUCACUGUCACCGCCAAAGAUCAUGACGAGUCCUCGCGUAUUCGAUACGAGAUUACGGGCGGUAACCUAGGCGGCGCGUUCGCCGUGAAGAAUAUGACUGGCGCCAUUUACGUAGCAGGUGCAUUGGAUUACGAGACCAGGAAAAGGUACGAGCUCCGCCUCACCGCCUCGGACAACUUGAAAGAAAAUUACACGACGGUCGUAAUACACGUGAAGGACGUGAACGACAAUCCGCCAGUCUUCGAGCGACCAAAUUAUAGAACGCAGAUCACCGAGGAAGAUGACAGGACUCUCCCGAAACGCGUCCUUGGGGUCCAAGCAACCGAUGGCGACAAGGACAGACCACAAAAUAUCGUCUAUUUCCUAACGGGCCAGGGAAUCGAUCCCGACAACCCAGCGAACAGUAAAUUCGACAUUAAUCGCACCACCGGAGAAAUCUUCGUUCUAAAGCCGCUGGACAGGGAUCAGCCGAACGGGAGACCGCAGUGGCGAUUUACCGUGUUCGCCCAAGAUGAACGCGGAGAAGGUCUGGUGGGCUACGCCGACGUUCAGGUGAACCUAAAGGACAUCAACGACAACGCUCCUACCUUCCCGCAGGGUGUCUACUUCGGCAACGUCACGGAAAAUGGCACAGCGGGAAUGGUCGUGAUGACCAUGACCGCGGUGGACUACGACGAUCCAAGCGAAGGGACGAACGCUAAACUGGUGUACUCCAUUGAAAAGAAUGUCAUCGAAGAGGAGACGGGCUCGCCGAUCUUCGAGAUCGAACCGGAAACUGGGGUGAUCAAGACGGCGGUAUGCUGCUUGGACAGGGAACGCACGCCGGAUUAUUCUAUACAGGUCGUCGCGAUGGAUGGAGGGGGGUUAAAGGGGACGGGGACGGCGUCCAUACGAGUGAAAGAUAUAAACGACAUGCCCCCGCAGUUCACGAAAGAGGAAUGGACCACCGAGGUGGACGAAACGGAAGGUCCGGAUUUGCCGGAAAUUCCGAUUCUUACGGUCACUGUGCACGAUCAGGACGAGACCAACAAGUUCCAAUACAAGGUGCUUGAAAACAGCGGUUACGGCGCGGACAGGUUUACCAUGGUGAGGAACAACGAUGGCACAGGAUCUCUGAAGAUCGUGCAGCCAUUGAAUUACGAGGACCAAAUGCAGAGUAACGGCUUUAGGUUUAGGAUACAGGUGAACGAUAAGGGCGAGGACAACGACAACGAUAAGUAUCAUGUCGCCUACUCGUGGGUGGUGGUGAAGCUGCGCGAUAUAAAUGAUAAUCAGCCACAGUUCGAGAGGGCAAACAUCGAGACGACGGUGCCGGAAAACGCCAACAUUGGAAACACCUUAGAGACGUUUACGGCCACUGAUCCCGAUCAGGGCGGCAAGAGCAAAGUGUAUUACUCGAUCGACAGGAGCUCCGAUCGCAAAAGGCAGUUCUCGAUCAACGAGAACGGCACCGUGUCGAUCCAGAGGAGCCUCGAUCGCGAGGAAACCCCGCGACAUCAGGUGAAAAUCCUGGCGAUCGACGAUGGCAUCCCACCGAAGACAGCGACAGCCACACUGACGGUGAUCGUCCACGACAUAAACGACAAUCCACCGCGAUUCCUAAAGGAAUAUCGACCAGUUUUGCAGGAGCAUUCGCAGACCAAGAAGGUGGUAGAGAUAUUGGCGACGGACGACGACGACAGAUCGAAGAGCAACGGUCCUCCGUUCACUUUCAGGAUGGACGCGAAGGCGGACGACGUGAUUCGAGCUAGUUUCAAAGUCGAGAGCGAUAACAAGGGUGCAAACGGUGAUGGUAUGGCCAUCGUGUCGUCGCUACGAUCGUUCGACAGAGAGCAACAAAAGGAGUACUUGAUACCCAUCGUUAUCAAGGAUUCUGGGACUCCUUCCAUGUCUGGAACCAGCACCUUGACCGUCGUUAUCGGGGACACCAACGAUAACAAAAUGCAACCUGGCUCGAAGGACAUUUUUAUAUACAAUUACGCGGGACAAUCGCCAGACACCGAGGUAGGCAGAGUCUACGUCUACGACUUGGACGACUGGGAUUUGCCAGACAAGAAGUUCUACUGGGAGAGCCUGGAGCACGCUCAAUUCAAGCUGGACGAGAGCACUGGCAUGAUCUACAUGAAAUCGGGCACCCAAGACGGCAGGUAUCACCUGCGAUUCAAGGUCUACGAUCGAAAACACACGCAGACGGACGUUCCCGCCAACGUGACCGUCACCGUCAAGACCAUCCCUCACGAGGCCGUAUUGAACUCUGGCUCGGUCAGGAUAUCCGGCAUAACCGACGAGGACUUCAUUCGAGUUUGGGAUUACAAGUCGCAAACGCUGUCGCGAAGCAAAGCCGAAUUGUUCCGCGAGAAACUGGCCCAGUUGUUGAACAUCAAUAGAGAGAACGUGGACGUGUUCAGCGUUCAGUUGCGUAGAAUGCAUCCACCCCUAACCGACGUCAGAUUCGCCGCCCAUGGGUCCCCGUAUUACAAGCCUGUCAGGUUGAACGGAAUCGUCCUGAUGCACCGUGAAGAGAUCGAGAAAGGGGUGGGGAUCAAUAUAACGAUGGUGGGCAUCGACGAGUGCUACUACGAGAACGAAAUGUGCGAGGGUAGCUGCACGAACACCUUGGACAUCAGCAGCCUGCCGUACAUGGUCAACGCAAACAAAACCGCCCUUGUCGGCGUAAGGGUGGAUGUAAUCGCCGAGUGUACAUGCGGUGCGCGAAACUUCAGCAAAGGGGAGUCCUGCAGAAGCAGCCCCUGUUACAACGGUGGUCGUUGCGUGGAGGGACGAUUCGGAUUAUCAUGCCAAUGCCCCACUGGAUACAACGGUCCGAGAUGCCAGCAGACCGCGAGAAGUUUUCGUGGCAAUGGCUGGGCCUGGUAUCCCGCUUUGGAGAUGUGCGACAAUAGCCAUUUAAGCUUCGAGUUCAUCACGAAGAAACCCGACGGUUUACUUCUGUACAACGGGCCUAUCGUUCCACCUGAAGCUGACGAGAUCAUGGUUUCUGAUUUCAUAUCGGUCGAGCUAGAACGUGGAAUACCUCGUUUAUUAAUAGACUUCGGGUCUGGUACCCUGGAGUUGAAAGUCAAACCAACGAGAACUUUGGACGACGGAGAAUGGCACAGGCUCGAUAUCUUUUGGAACACAGAGACCGUCAAGCUCAUCAUCGACUACUGCAAGUCCGCGAACGUCUCCGAGCCCGACGACAACACGCCCCCAGAGUUCAACGAUACCAGCUGUCAGGCGCAAGGGAUGAUUCCACCCUUCAACGAGUACUUGAACGUGAACGCUCCCCUGCAAAUCGGCGGCCUCUACGUCGAGCAGUUCGACCCCACCCACUACAAAUGGAAGCACAUGCCCGUCGGCAAAGGUUUCGACGGCUGCAUCAAGAACCUCUUCCACAACAGCAAGCUGUACGACCUCGCCCAUCCCGGCCUCUCGAGGAACAGCGGGGCUGGCUGCCCUCAGACCGAGGAUAUAUGCAACAACCAGGAGUCCACGUUCCGAUGCUGGGAACACGGCACUUGCGUGGGAAGCUUCACCGAGUCCCGAUGCCAGUGCAAUCCAGGAUACACUGGUCCUGGUUGCAUGACGCCCACCAUUCCCACGACCUUCAAGCCGCAGAGCUACGUUAAAUACGCGUUGUCGUUCGAGCCUGACAAGUAUUCCACCCAGAUCCAACUCAGAUUCCGUACCAGGGAAGUCCACGGUGAACUCUUCAGAGUCAGCGACCAGCACAACAGGGAGUACGCCAUCCUGGAGAUCAAGGACAGCAGACUGCACUUCCGCUACAAUUUGAACAGCCUGAGGACCGAGGAACGAGAUAUCUGGUUGACCGCUAUAGCGGUUGACGAUGGCCAGUGGCACACAGUCCGAGUUUCCAGAUACGGAUCAGCUGCGACUCUGGAGUUGGACGGUGGGGAAGGAAGGAGGUUCAACGAGAGCUUUUCGUUCGAAGGACACCAAUGGCUGCUGGUGGACAAACAGGAAGGUGUCUACGCGGGUGGCAAGGCCGAGUACACUGGUGUAAGGACGUUCGAAGUGUACGCCGAUUAUCAAAAAGGAUGCCUGGACGACAUCAGACUGGAAGGGAAACAUCUGCCAUUACCGCCUGCCACAAAUGGAACGCAAUGGGGUCAAGCAACGAUGGCUAGAAAUCUGGAGAAGAACUGUCCAUCGAACAAGCCCUGUGCCAACAUAAUUUGCCCCGAUCCCUUGGAAUGCAUCGACCUCUGGAACGAAUACGACUGCACAUGCGGAGAAGGGAGAAUUCCAUCCCCCGAUAGCAAGGGAUGUAUGGACAAGAACGAAUGCAUCGAUUACCCUUGCUUGAACGGAGGCAGAUGCAUCAAUCAGGAUCCUCGUUUCCGGUACAGAUGCAUUUGCCCUGACAGCUUCUGGGGAGAGAAUUGCGAGCUCAUGCAGGAAGGUCAAACGUUGAAAUUCGGCAUGGGAGCCUUGGCGGCCAUUCUGGUCUGUCUUUUAAUCAUUCUCGUUCUCGUCUUGGUGUUCGUCGUCUACAACAGAAGAAGAGAGUCUCACAUCAAGUACCCUGGACCCGAUGACGACGUGAGAGAAAACAUCAUUAAUUACGACGACGAAGGUGGCGGUGAAGACGACAUGACUGCGUUCGACAUCACCCCGCUUCAAAUCCCCAUCGGUGGCCCGAUACCGGAAAUGGGUGGAAAACUGCCACCGUGUAAAGUAGCCUAUCCACUAGGACCCGAGCCAAACGUGGGAAUCUUCAUAGAAGAUCAUAAAAAGAGGGCUGACAGCGAUCCCAACGCACCGCCGUUCGACGACCUACGAAAUUACGCUUACGAGGGCGGCGGAAGUAUCGCGGGCUCACUGUCAUCGUUAGCUUCCGGUACGGACGACGAGCAGCACGAGUACGAGUACUUGGGUGCCUGGGGGCCCAGAUUCGACAAGCUGGCCGACAUGUACGGGCCUGCAGAAGAAAGCGAGGAAGAGGACUAAAUCCCCGUAAGCUCGCAUGAACCAUCCGCCUCCAUUGGGAGACAUAGUGUUCGUGUGAUCUUAAAACAGAAUGGACUGUCCUCUACGAAACGUGAGUUCGAACAAACUUUCCAAGGAUAGCCGCGAAGAGCAAGGGAUUAAAUCCAGGCGAGAGGAGCAAAGAGAAACUUCUUCGCAUCGAAGUUGUGUUUUUGUAACCCGGGCAACAAAGACGUUAGCGUUCCAUUCGAUAAGAUCAUCGAGCCGGACGUCCACGUCGCCGUCUGAAACGUCGCGACGAUGGACGAGGCGCAUAGGUGCUCGACGAGUUUUGAAAUUCUCGUAAACGGUGAUCUCAGCAAAAGAGCUUUCUAAGGCCCGUCGCGUCACGAACGUUGUUGCAAUAAAGAAAUCCACUCGAGUCACGGUCAACCGAAGGGUGCACACCUAAUCUGUAUAGCACGUUACGCGUAUACGUAGUGAAUUCGCGUGUGUGUACCUACACGUGAGACUUUUCUAUUAAUAAAACAAAUCUAUAUAUAUAUAUAUAUAUUAUAUAUACGAUUCAUUAUUUUUAGUCACAAUCAUAGUUACUAUUUAUCGAUACCAUCGACGUCGAUGUAUGUCCCAGUAUGUACGCUCGGUUAUACAUAUAUAUAUAUAUAUAUUAUAUCGUCGUCGCGACAGCAUCGGAAGAUAAUGAUUCAGUCAACGUUUUACUACUGCCAGUAUCAUUGCCGUGCGCGCGAUCGUCGUUUACGUUUCGUCGGCGUGACUCGCGGCCACGUCGUCUUUUAAAGGGCAUUUCUCAUUUUUACUCAUUUAUUUAUUUACGAAUGGAAUAAAUACAUUUCUCGUUUUACCCGUUUCUCCCCCCUUCCCCCUCUCUUAACCACGUCCGUCAACGAGGUCGCCGAGGGCAAGAGAAUACUAGCGAUUUUCUAGGCAGCAGUCGACGAACCGUCGAGUCGAGUUACGAGGAUGCUGGAUUUCGUCCCGAUUCUUUUUCAUUCCGGAUCGAUACGAAAUAUCGGCGUUCUCGCUUAUCGUUUGACUUUUUAAGAGAACGGAUUAAAUUUGUGGUUAAAGAGUGAAAUGUGCUUCGAAAAAAAAUUGGCUUCGAAAUUCCAGGAACAACGGAGCUCUCGAAUUUAAUAAACUGUUCUUCCACUUUUUAUUUCCAGCCUCUGCGCGUCAAGAUGUUAAAUAAAUAUAUUCGACCCUUCUCGUCGGCUCGGAGAAUAAUCGCGCAGCCGGAAGUCGCUAGUACGCAGUAUUUUUUCGGUUUCUUCCACCGACCCUGGGUCCCACUGUUCGCGGACUUGUAUCGUUGUUGAGUGUAAAGAAUCGCGAGAGAGAACGACACAUUCGCGACGCCUUCCUCGUUCGCGAAAUGCGGACGACGAUCCUACCGUAAUGUGGUCUGUCGUACUAGAAUUAUCGGAGAGCCGCGUUAGAUAAAUUUGUUCGCGAAUCGAGAACCAUUCUAAUCGUUGUCAUCGUCACCGUCACCGCCAUCCUCAUUGAUUAUUGCUAGUAUUAUUAUUGACAUUACGAUAUAUAUAUAUAUAUUAUAAAUAUGAAUUUAUAAAUAAAUAAAUAAAAAUAUAUAUAUAUAUAGAAACAGAGGGAGAGAGAGAGAGAAGCGCAUUGUGGAAAACAAAGGGUACAGCAACGUGGAGCGCACGUGAAAGUCCGCGAAAAGGAGACAAAGGAGAGUUACCGCGCGUAUAUGUAAUUAUUAUAAUUAGUAUUAUAUAGCGGUAUAAAUAUAAAUAUGAAUAUAAAUAUAUAUAAAUAUAUAUAUAUAUAUAUACAUAUACAUAUUAUGUAAAAGGAAUAACAGACGCAGACACGUAAAGAGAUGAUUAAAAAGCAAAAAAAAAAAAAAAUAACAGAAUAUAUAAAGCGAAAAACACAUGAAUAGUAGCGCGAGAUAACGAGGGCCGGCUGUCGAGAAAAGCUCACGGUUUAUAGUCUCGACAUAGUAUUAAUAUUUAUUUUCUGUCAAUAAAGAACCGGCCGGAUGUUUGAAUUACGACGGAGAAGAAAACGAAGAUAAAUGAAUUAGCGAGCGAGCGAAGAGGGAAACGGCGAAGGCCCUUUCUUCGCCGCCGUUCGAGCGGCGAUUUCGAUGCCACCGGCGAGUUCGAUGCUCGGUCAGGCGCGACGCUUUCGAGACAGAGCUGGGCAUUCGUACGAUCCAUCGACUGCGCGUUUCGAUUAAACGUUCGAUCGUCGAAAUUCGUCGCGAUUCGAUAUCUUGCAUUUCCUUUUUUGGAUAGCGUCACGAGUCUCACGCGUUGUAGAUCAAGGGAUUACAGUUACGAUUAGUGUUUACGAUUAGUAAAACCAAGUCGAUGACCGAUCGCUAAAUUCAUCGUUAACACGUCGACUGACAGAUUUAACUCUCCCAUGGAAACCUCUGCAGUGCUAACAUUUAGUCUCGAUGCGAUCAGAGACUGUAGAUAAUCUAAUAUUUCUCGCACUACUUAUAUUAG